AUUGGUAUAUUCUACAUGUUUUAUUUGCUAGGUUCUGUGGCCUCCAUGUUUUGGGUUGAUGCUGAAUUGGGAAGUGACAUUUAUCUUGAUGGUAUUAUAUCUGUUGUUGAUGCAAAGCAUGGGCUACAGCACCUGAAAGAAGAAAAACCCACAGGCCUUAUUAAUGAAGCUGCUAGGCAGGUUGCCUUAGCAGAUCUUAUCAUCAUCAAUAAAGUAGACUUGAUUUCAGAAGCUGAACUGAUGAAAUUAAGAACAGCUGUCUGCGCAAUAAAUGGAGUUGCCAACAUUUUAGAAACUCAGCGCUCAAGAGUUGAUCUCUCUAAUGUGUUAGACCUGCAUGCUUUUGAGGGUGUAUCGGGAAAAAGUUUGCAGCAGAAACUUCAGCUUGAAAAAGAACCUCAUCCACAUCUAGAUAAGAGUAUUGUUACAUCAACUUUUGAAGUGCUAGGAAGUGCAACUGAAGAAGACCUAAAUGUAUUUAUUCAAAAUCUGUUGUGGGAGAAAAAUGUAAAAGACAAGAAAGGUAACCCCAUGGAAGUAAUAAGACUAAAGGGAUUGGUGUCCAUCAAAGAUAAAUCUCAUCAGGUGAUAGUUCAGGGUGUUUAUGAGCUCUAUGAUCUAGAGGAAACAACUGUGAAAUGGAAAGAGGAUGAACGAAUUAAUCGAUUGGUCUUAAUAGGAAGGAACCUGGAUAAUGAUAUCCUUAAAGACCUUUUCAUAGCAACUGUGACCAAAAGAGAGGAAAAUAGUUGAUACCAGCUUCGGAGGAAAAGUGCUUUAUAACCCUGCAUUUUUUACCAAUGGAUUAUUAAAAUAUUUUGGGCCUGUUUUCCUUUUUUAAUAGU
This is a messenger RNA of Notechis scutatus (mainland tiger snake), 845 nucleotides long. The record is from RefSeq and is a predicted model, not a curated record. NCBI's taxonomy places the organism in Eukaryota, Metazoa, Chordata, Lepidosauria, Squamata, Elapidae.